Strongylocentrotus purpuratus (purple sea urchin) is the source of this 1264-nucleotide messenger RNA. Its product is annotated as zinc finger protein 177-like. The annotation marks the transcript as partial. The transcript has a single exon. Gene Ontology annotation, biological process: regulation of transcription by RNA polymerase II. NCBI's taxonomy places the organism in Eukaryota, Metazoa, Echinodermata, Echinoidea, Camarodonta, Strongylocentrotidae. The record is from RefSeq and is a predicted model, not a curated record. Gene Ontology annotation, molecular function: RNA polymerase II cis-regulatory region sequence-specific DNA binding; DNA-binding transcription factor activity.
GAGGACCUUGUGGCAAAAGCUCCUGUGGUAGAUGCCACCACCAAGCCACAGAAGACAGGAGACACACCUACGAAGGCAGGUAGCUCUGUAAACAUUCCCAUAGAAGAUGACGAUGCAGAUGAUGGUGUCCCUCCUACGCUGGGUGUACAUCUCAGUAAAAGUAUAUCUGUAGUUGACAGACGUGGCACAUGGAAACUCUGCAAAAGAAAAGAUGUGUCAGGAUGGAAGUGGGAGGCUCAGAAAGUGUCUGAAGAUGAGGUGAAACAGAAGGCUGAUGAUAAGAAGGAGAAGAGUGAAGCUGAAAAGUUGGAUGAUAAGAAAGUUCAAAAGGUGGAUGAUAAGAAAACUGAAAAGGUGGAUAAUCAGGUCAGUAGUCCUGACCCUGUCCUGGGAGAUGAUGACGACGAUUAUGAGUUUGGUGAAGAUGAUUAUAUAGAGGAUGAUGAGAAUGUAAUAGAACCAUUCAUUCGGAAACCUUUACUAGAUGACAAAGCCGACCCCAAUUCAGUAUUUAGCAAGUACAAGAUACUGUCUGUCGAACUAGAGGAUGAUAUGAUAAAACAAUGGGCUGACAGGGAACCUCCAACACCUGAUGAGAUAAACAAAUACAUCAAAGUAGUACAUGGUGGGCUGCAGAGUCAUAAUGGAGAAGCUCUUGAGUUCUACCUGUGCCUUAUAUGCCGUAAGGUAUUCAAGACCAAGAAUGUUAUGACACCUCAUAUAUUCUGCCACAUUGGAUACCGCCCAUACGUCUGUGAGCGGUGUGGAUACAGUGCAACCAACUAUGGAGCCUGGAAAGUUCACAAGCAGAAACAUGCUGAUAAUGAACUGAAGUGCUGGCAUGGUCAGUGUGCCUAUGUUGGAAAGGUCAAGGAGGAUCUGGAUGAGCACAGGAAGGCCCAUGUUCCAGCUCUACGUUGCAUCCUCUGUGAUGUCAAGUUCAAAGGUCAAAGCACCAUCCUUGGCCAUCUGUACAUCAGUCAUCAUGAGGAAAUCAAAGAAGGAAUUGGGAAAGAUUUCUACACCAAGAUGGCCACAGCAGGUCGAGCAAGAAGCCAGAUUGUCCUCUUUGAAUGUGACAUUUGUGGGCAGAAGUGCAAGACGAAGGGCAGCUACUACACUCACAUAAGGACAAACCAUGCCCUGAAUUCCAGCCAAAAGAAAGGUGAAGAACACAAGGUUGGUGAUGGGAGGAAAAGGAAGCGAGGGAAGUAUGUCAAGAACCCGCUACUAUCCUAAAGUGUGUUAUGUGUGGAUUCAUAUG